Messenger RNA from Pristis pectinata (smalltooth sawfish), 1282 nucleotides. RefSeq names its product zinc-binding protein A33-like. The record is from RefSeq and is a predicted model, not a curated record. Gene Ontology annotation, molecular function: protein binding. Bases 12 to 1256 code for a protein of 414 amino acids. The transcript has 5 exons. NCBI's taxonomy places the organism in Eukaryota, Metazoa, Chordata, Chondrichthyes, Rhinopristiformes, Pristidae.
UGCUCGCCCCAAUGGCGACAAUGAACCAUCUCUUAAACCUGAGCAAAGAUCUUUCGUGCUCCAUCUGCCUUGAGUUUUACCAAGACCCCGUGUUCCUGGACUGCGGUCACACCUUCUGCGAAGCUUGCAUCUCCUCCUUUUGGGAGAACGGCGAGUGUUCGUGCCCGGAAUGCCGACUCUUCUUUCCAGAGAAAGUGCUGAAGCCCAACAGGCAGCUGGCGAGUAUCGUGGAGAACGUCCGAAGCCUCCGGGACAGUUCGGGGGAGAGAGAGUGGGGAGAAACGCUGCGUGGGUUCCGUGGCACCGGAAGGAACCAGCCGGCCGGUGCCCAACGCCUCCCUGCCUACGCUGCAGCUCUCACGAGAAGGAUAGAUGAGCUCAUGCACCAGUUUGAGGGGGAGUUUGCCGAACUGCACCAGAUUCUUGACAGGGAAGAACACGAAAUGAAACAAAGGCUCAGCAAGAGAGGGGAGGAACUACAGCACAGGCUGACGGCCAGUCACAGGCCAGCUGGAGAUAACAAUCCUUCUCUCCUGCAGAUGAUCUGGAAUUUACUGAAGGAGAUUACAACACCCCAGGCGAGUGGCGAAACCAGGCAAGAAAACAAAGUUGUUAAUGACAUACUCACUGGUGAAUUUGGGGGACCCCUGCAGCACGUGGUGUGGAAGCAGAUGAGGAAAUCGAUUAAACCAGCACUCACUCAAUUGACCCUAGCUCCGAGUUCGGCUCACCCCAGGCUCAUUUUAUCUGAAAGCAUGACCAAGAUAUGUGUUGGAUAUCUGCACCAGCAGUUACCGAAGAAUUCAAAACGAUUUCUAAACCAUAUCUGUGUGCUGGGAUCGAAACGAUUUACGUCGGGGAAACACUAUUGGGAGGUCGAGGUUGACCAGGGGGCAAAGUGGACGGUUGGGGUUGUGAAUGAAUCCGUAAGCAGACACGAAAUGAAAGACAUGACUGUGCAGAAUGGCUACUGGGUUAUCAGUCCUCAUGCAACCAACUGGAUCCAAUCACUCUUCAACUUCUUUGCACAGACAGACAGAAAUUCAAAACAUACUGAGCACCUUGAGCUCCAAAUCAAUCCAACAAAGGUUGGUGUUUAUCUGGACUAUAGGGGAGGGCAGGUGUCAUUUUACAAUGCCGAUAACAUGUCUCAUCUCUACACGCAUAGUGGGUCAAUGUCUGGCACAGUCUUACCUUUCUUUGGACCAGGAAUCUCAGCAAAUGAUCAAAUGAGACUGCUUCAGCCAUGGUGGUAAACUUGAUUUGCCUCAUGUUAUGUAAA